Molecule: messenger RNA, 4013 nt
Organism: Acanthaster planci (crown-of-thorns starfish)
Lineage: Eukaryota; Metazoa; Echinodermata; Asteroidea; Valvatida; Acanthasteridae
Product: tereporin-Ca1-like
Source: RefSeq, a predicted model, not a curated record
UUCUGUAUGUGUCUAAGUUUAUACGGGGUUAAGAAGGAUUGUGAUGUUAUCUUGUUGAAGAAAUACGCUCCUCCAAGUUUUCACAUACGUCAUGUUGAAUUAGGCCAAGAGGAAGUGGUUUUGACUUCCCUUUUUGAAAGCUAAAAUAGGCAAGGUUUUCAAGCAUUUUAUCCUUUAAAAUCGCCCAGGAAAUGUAUAAGGUAACAAUAAAAUUGUCAAAGGAACCACAUUAUUUUCUGGAAGCUUGGACAAUGGAGAGAACAAGGGAGCUUUUAGGGGGAGGGGCCCAUUUUUUAAAAUUUAGGGUAUUAAUGUUUAUAUUAUUUUUUUCGGAAAACGAUGUUGCAAUGGUGCCCCAAAGGUGAUUUUCAUGAUCAUAUCUGAUAUUACAAUUGCAAAAUGACUGUACACAGUCCACGUACGUAAGGAGUAUUUUAUUGAGUAAUUUUUACUCUCCAAAUGGAAAUAAGUAAAAAUGAAAUUGCCGGUGCAGAGUCUUGUCCAGCGCUCUGAAUUAUAUAGCCUUAUUAACAGAGAAAAAUACCAUUGCGAAAUGUUAACAUUUUAGGGGAUUUCCGAGGGAACAAAAAUAGCCAUGGCAAUAAACACCUUCUGAUCGUGGCGGCAACCAGACUAAUAGUCUGAUGCCGGACAUCCUUUACGAGUAAUUGUAGUUGUCCGUUACCAGACUUAGUCUGGCGCGCGGUGUGAGCGAUCGCGCUCAGCCAUUCCACUUUAACGUGCCGUGUGAAACGGGAUCCAUUCAGUCUAUUUGAUAAAUGUCAAAUGUCAAAAUGGAGUAAUUGCAGAGUAGCCUGCCACGCGAAAAUACUCCCUAAAAAUCUAUGGCUGCGUAGUCCAGUGGUGGUUGUUCAACUUCAGGGUUAUCCUUGCUGCGUCGAGAGUUGUAUCUGAGGAUCUUACUCGGCAGCAUGUCCAAAAGGCCACUGAUGGUACAGGACCCUUAUCGUGAAGUCGAACUUGCAAUGCCGGUUCAAGUUCAAGACAAUGAAGAUUAUUUUCAAGAUAUUCAUCGUUCACUUCGAAGUAAUGGAAAUCCUCAACAUGUACACCCACCCAUCCGGCCUGGGGUCAGUCUGAUAAAUACUUCAGUCUCUCAGAUGAUAAGAAAUGCCAACAGAAUUCGAGUCUGCGCCGUGACGGUGGUCAACCACACCCGCUGGAGGCUGGAGAGUGCUGGGGUCUUCGUGGGAGGCGGCAAUGUGUUGCUGCCACAACAACCUGUUGAGCCACAAACUGCUGAAGCCUUUGUAGCUCAGAAGACGGCUAGCACUGCAACGGGCACGUAUGGCACGGCGUCGUACUUGGUUCAGGGCUCACCGGACCACCCUCUGUUCAUUAAUGUUAUGUGGUCAAUCGCCUUUGACCGGAACAUCUUUAAAAAUCGCCUCGGAGUGGAAGUCGGUCAUCAGUAUAACCGAGACGAUUUUCAGCGCUUGUAUAGCCCCCUUGGUAGGCGGGCCGAUUCCGAAACCCGUGUUUUUAGCACACGUGAUGGCCUUGUUCCUAUCCGGAUCGAAAAGAACCAUUUGUUAGUCACUGGCAAUUUGGGCAACGACUCUAAAACAGAAGCUAUCAUUCAUGUGUACGAGAAUUGGGCAUAACAGAAAGUUGUUCAUGUUGCGAAUAGGUUUGGGGGGGUUAUGAUUUGAACGUGGGCGCCCAGAUUCAUUGUUUAUAUAAAACCAAACCAAACAUGUACACCUUGUUUAUACUUAAGUAUUGUGGCAUAUUUAAAGGACAGUUACUGUUCCUGUAAGUUUUUUCAAUGUUAAAUGGACGGUGUUACAGUAGCAUGGCUAGGAUUUUACUAGGGGCACAAGGGGCACCAGCAUCUUAUAGGGGGGGAGCAGUGGUGUGUUUUCAGGGGGCAAGCUUUUGCUAGCCUUGUUCGAUAUCCAUUCAUCCAUUGACUUGAUUUUUAUCUCGUUUUCUUAGCCGGGGGGCACUGGGAAUUUGUGCGGGUGGGGGCAUAUGCCUCCAUCCCCCUGUAGCUAAGCCCUACGGUAUUACAGCAAUAGCAGCUGUUACAUUUUCCACGUUUUUUUUCAGGAUAUCCAAAGGAAUUUUCUUCCAAUACGGGCGUUUCACAAUAGUACGCCGCUAAGAGUUUGCAGUGCAUCGACCAAUCACGAUAAGCGAAAUCUGCAGACCCUUUCCGAACGGAAGACACUGUUCGAGAACCACCAAAAUGACAUCGUCACUAUGCACACUAUAGUGACUCACCGGUCAAACAAUAAAGCACGCGCGCUAUUCAAGAAAUAUCCUACAACGAUGGCAUUUUGGUGGUCCUCGAACAGUGCCUUCCUUUCAAAACGCACAUUGGGUCAACAAAUUUUGUGCAUACUCUUGGAGGCGCACUCUUGCGAAUUGCCCAUAUUAGAUUGAGUGCGGUGUGUUUCUACGAUGCUUUUUGUCACGGAGAAUAAUUAUCCUUUUCGUUUUGAGAGAUCGGGAUAUGUCAGCCGUACCUUGCACUUACGAUGUGUUAUCCAAAAGACAAAAAUAUUGUGCCGAAACGGGGACAAGGUUUUGAAUGCCUCUUUGAAUUCCAUGGCGGCUUUGCUAUAUUCAGUCUAUUUAUUUACCUGUUUUCUCUUCAUAUUGCAAAACCAUUCAAUUUAUGAAAAAUUUCAAGUCCCAGUGGACAAUUUGAAAAAGUUAAUUUUGAAAAUACGUGCAUAUGAGAAUGAACAUUACACAUAAACAGAAACAGCGACAAAAUUACAACAUACAUUAAAAUCGUGCUUCUAAAACUAUUAAGCUAGUAUAAAAAAGGAUUAUUUUUAAAGGAUAAAUAACAUAAAAAGCAGUGUGAAAACAAUUUAUCCCAUGCAGUACGAUCAGUUCACAAUAGUGAGCCUCCAAGAGUUUGCAACGUGUUGACCAAUCGCAGUGCGCAAAAUCUGUCGACCCUUUCCAAACGCACAUUGGGUUGACAGAUUGGGGCGCGCACUGUGAUUGGUCGUUAUCGUGAAUCACCCGUAUUCUGAAAUAUUAGUAGGUACAGGAAUACAUUACGAUAAACGUAGACUGGCAAAACUUACCUUGGACGAAAAUCACACAAUGACAGUAAAAACUGCACUGUCAUAGCCCCCCUCCAAGAAAAAAUACAAGAGAGUAAGAUUGUAUCCAAUAUACAAGCCUUAAUCGAAUUGGUCACCUGUUACAAGUUUUAACCAGUUGUCAUGCCAACCAAUCAAUGCAAUUUAGUUGGACUAAAAUUGGGGAAAAUUACCAGACUGUUUUAGAUAUAUCAGAUUUUGUACUUAUUCGGUCCAAAUGCAUUUUUUGUAAAUAUGAACAUCUUUAAUUAUAUAUUUUAUUUUCAUAUUACAAAUUUGGUUUUUAAAUUUACAAAAUAUUCUGCUCUAUAAAAGUGAUGUCGAUUUGGAUAGAAUCUUUUGAAGUUACAAAAUGACAGCCACCAGAUAGCAAUCGUUUAUAUAUACAGUUCUUCAUCGUUUAACUCCAAGAUAUAUAUAUACACCGAAUUUUAACGUUGCUUUGUUUCAUAUAAUGUUGUUGCUGUUUUAGUUUUAAUGGCGCUUUCAGCAACUCGGGCUAUUUACGCCAAUAACUGUAUGCUUAUUCAUGCACUUUAUUAAUCAGCUUGUUUCAUACAAUUCAGCUUGUAUAACUUUUAUACGAGAAAGUCAUACCGUUUGUGUUGUAUCCAGUAAGCCUAAUCGGUGUCGUUUAUUGGUUUUCAUGUCGGAAAGAAAAUAUCAGUUGCCAUUCCAAUUGUGAUCAAAGACCAGGGACUCAACGGCCCCUUAACCGAUCAUGUAUAUUCUAAGGCCAUUUUUUUUGAGAUGCAUGUCAUUAAGGGCACCCAGAAUUCUUGUCAAAAGGCCUUUUUUUCCCAUUUACAAUUUUACACAACACAGUACGGAGUCAUCUUUAAUUUCCUGAUGUAAACACGCUCAAGGUCAUAAUGUACCAGUAUCAAAUAAAAUUACAAAUGUUAGUUUCCAAUGAUGGAUUUGCAA